CUCCCUUUGUUUUGAAGAUAAUACAGACACGAGAGUCUCAAUUUAUUCAUUAAUAUAAUUAAACUGUGACUGGAAGAAUGGUAGAGAAGAAUCUUGAAGGGGGUGACUCGUCUCAAGUUUCAUCUUUGUCUUCACCAACAUCUGUGGGAAAUUCUGUGUUGACUAAGAUAACUGAAGGCACUAAUGAAAAUGACAGCAAUUUUCUUGAGAAAACAGUACGUGUCACUUCUAAGACACCAGUGCACCAAGAACUUCCUGCAAGCUUGACAUUGAUAGACAGCAAGAGCAAUCUGCAAGAAAUUUUGGUUGAACAAAAAGCUCCCAUUGGCGGUUCCGUAACUGGUUCAUCAGAAGUAGAUAACAGUCGGUUGCCAUCAAUAAAAGAAGAUUCUCGUAGUUUUCCAUCUGCCACUAAUGAAGUUAAUGAAUCAAAGGAAGCCAUCAGUGACAACAAGAGCAAUCUGCAAGAAUUUUUGCUUAAACAAAAAGCGCCCACUGGUGGUUCCACAACUGGUUCAUCGGAAGUAGAUAACAGUGGGUUGCCAUCAAUAGAAGAAGAAUCUCGCAGUUUUCCAUCUGCCUAUCAUGAAGUUGAUGAAUCAAAAGAAACCAUCAAUGACAACAAGAGCAGUCUGCAAGAAAUUUCGGUUAAACAAAAAGCUCUGGUUGGUGCUUUCAUGACUGGUUCACCGGAAGUAGAUAACAGUGGGUUGCCAUUAAUAAAAGAAGAUUCUCAUAGUUUUCCAUCUGCUUCUGAUGAAGUUGAUGAAUCAAAGGAAGCCAUCAAUGACAACAAAAGCAAUCUGCAAGAAAUUUUGGUUGAACAAAAAGCACCCAUUGGUGGCUCCAUAACUGGUUCAUCAGAAGUUGGUAACAGUGGGUUGCCAUCAAUGAAGGAAGAUUCUCAUAGUUUUCCAUCUGCCUCUAUUGAAGUUGGUGAAUCAAAGGAAUCCAUCAAUGACAACGAGAGCAAUCUUCAAGAAAUUUUGGUUGAGCAAAAAGCUCCCAUUGGUGGUUCCUUGACUGGUUCAUCGGAAGUAGAUAGCAGUGGGCUGCCAUCAAUAAAAGAAGAUUUUCAUAGUUUUCCAUCUGCCUCUAGUGAAUUUCGUGAGCCAAAAGAAUCCAGCAAUGACAACAAGAGAAAUCUGCAAGAAAUUUUUGUUGUACAAACAGCUCCCAUUGGUGCUUACAUAACUGGUUCAUCGGAAGUAGAUGACAGUGGGUUACCCUCAAUAAAAGAAGAUUCUCGUAGUUUUUCAUCUGCCUCUAAUGAAGUUGAUGAAUCAAAGGAAGCCAUCAAUGACAACAAGAGUAUUCUGCAAGAAAUUUUGGUUGAACAAAAAGCUCCCAUUGGUGCUUUCAUAACUGGUUCAUUGGAAGUAGAUUACAGUGGGUUGCCCUCAGUAAAAGAAGAUUCUCAUAGUUUUCCAUCUGCUUCUAAUGAAGUUGAUGAAUCAAAGGAAGCCAUAAAUGACUUCAUGGCAAUGCAAUCUUCAGGAGAAAACACACAUGCAACGUCGCAGACUUCAGUUAGCUCAAGAGAAGACGUCCAGUGUGCACCCUUGCGUAAGGUUCAAAAUGGUGCUUCCUGUUCUGAUUCUGAGAAGACUACUUGUGAGGCGGCACCUGCUAUUUUAACAAAGGUGAAAGAAGACAAACCGCGGGUAAUGCCUAGAUGGUCUGAGCGCCAAAUGAGCCUACGAGACACUCGACAGAAAGUUCCUGCACCUGUGAGGAGAUUGAACAGGGCUGAAACCUUUGUCGAUACAACGAACCCCAUUGAGUCAGUGAAGAUGGCUGCCUCAAAAUUUGGUGGUAGCAUGAACUGGAAAAAACGUAGAGCACUACCGGUGCAGGAGAAUGACCAUGUCAAACUCGAGGUUGGUAUGCUGAAGAACGAAAUUUCAAAGUGCAAAGAGCAAGCAGAGGCCGCAGAGGCUGCAAAGCUGUCUGUGUUCAAUGAGAUUGAGAGAACAAAUAAGCUUAGCGAAGUUCUGAAACGUGAUCUGGAGAGGGCACAACAUGAAGAGGCAGAUGCCAAGGAGGAUCUAGAUUUCUUUCAAUUUAUUGUACCAGAGAUGGAGGAAGGGGGAGUUAGCAGUGAUGAUAGUCUUGCAGGCAAGGAGAUUUUGAAAAAUAUCCAAGAACGUCACAAAGUACUGGUGUCCAAACUGAAUUUGGUUAAUGAUGAGUUAAAAAGGGUUCAGGAGGAUUAUGAUUCUUUACUGAUCGAACAUGACAUUUCCACCAAAAUAUCUCGGGCAGCCAUCACAGUGUCCAUAGAGACUGAGAGGCAAGCAGAGGAGCUCACUGUAGAGCUCAACAAACUGAAGGAAGUACUGGAUUUGGCUCGUGCUACGUGCCAUGAUGCUGAAGAACAGAAGGUGUGUAUGUCCUUAUCUCUAGACGAGGAACGUCUUAAAUGGGAAAAAGAUAUAAGUCAAGCAGAAGAGGAGCUGAGUCAACUCAACAAGAAGCUUUCUUCUGUUGAGGACCUGAAAUCAGAGCUUGAGACAUAUUCCAACUUGCUGGUCAAGUGCAACGAAGAGCUAACUGUAUAUGUGGAGGCGAAGCUAAUUGAAGAAGCACAAGCAAAAGGAACCAGAAAUCAUGAGACCAUGCAAGAAGAAACCAUUUUAUCAAGAAAUGAGCUCGAGGAGCACAUGAAGAGCAUUGAUAAGGCGAGAGAUGAAGUCUGCACCCUGAAAAUUGCUGCUGCAUCGCUUCAGUCAGAGUUAAGAAAAGAGAAAGAAGCACUUGUCGCCAUGCAGCAGCUUGAAGCAACGGCAUCAACUACCAUCAGCUCUCUCGAGGCGGAGAUUAAGCUGGCACAACAGGAACUGGAAGCGGUUCAGGCCAAGGAAAAGGAAUCCCGCGAUAGAACGGGCGAGUUUCCCAGGAUUCUGCAAGCUGCAGCCCAGGAGGCUGAUGAGGCGAAAUCUGUUGCUAUGAAAGCACAUGAGAUGCUAAGAAUGAACAAGGAGGAAAUGGAUCAAGUGAGAGCUGGCCUGAGUACCAUGGAAUUCAGGCUCCAAUCAGCUCUGAAAGAGAUGGAAGCAGCGAAAGAGUCUGAGAGGGUGUCGCUUGAGGCUCUCAGAGAGUUGGAGGAGAGCGAGCUUGCAGCAAACAUCGCUGAACAAGGCUCUCCUCGAACGAUCACACUAGACUUUCAUGAGCACGCAACUCUUGUCGAGAAGGCCCAUCAGGCAGAAGAGCGCGCGCACGAGAAGACAUCCUGUGCGACCGCACAGGUUAAGAUGGCCAAGGAGUCUGAGUCUCUCGUCUUAUCAAGACUCGGCGAAGCCUACAAGGUUCUGGAAGAACGGAAGCAAUCACUGCUCGCUGCCACAAAGCGGGCUGAUACUGCCGCCAAAGGCAAGCUGGCCAUGGAACAAGAACUGAGGACAUGGAGGGAGGAGCACGCUCAGCGUCGUAAGGCAGGCGAAGCUUCGAGAUCUGAAACUAAACCUUCAAACACGGCUGUGGUCAUCUUUGAACGCGACGGGGAUACCAGGGGCACAUGCAAAGAAGAUAGCUGUGCCCUGGUUCAUCCGGUAUCCGAUCCGUCUGCCAGUAACAGUCCUGCUUUGCACGGGAAGACUAGCCGAACAAAGAAGCCUCCGUUCCUACGCCGCAUGAUGAUGUUCCUGGCCAGGAGGAGGCUUAAAGCGGCGGAAUAA
Lolium rigidum is the source of this 3680-nucleotide messenger RNA. RefSeq names its product protein WEAK CHLOROPLAST MOVEMENT UNDER BLUE LIGHT 1-like. The transcript has 3 exons. NCBI's taxonomy places the organism in Eukaryota, Viridiplantae, Streptophyta, Magnoliopsida, Poales, Poaceae. The record is from RefSeq and is a predicted model, not a curated record. The coding region runs from base 78 to 3680 and encodes 1200 amino acids.